This is a messenger RNA of Effrenium voratum, 2656 nucleotides long. NCBI's taxonomy places the organism in Eukaryota, Dinophyceae, Suessiales, Symbiodiniaceae. The record is from the annotation of a GenBank genome assembly.
CACGCCGUUCUUUGUUCUGCACCAAAGCUUCGCGCACGCCCCGAAACAAAUCGCCAUCUCCUUUCGCAUGGACUCGCCAUGGGCGAGUCCUUGCUGCGAGCCCAUGUGCAGGCGCUCAAGGGCAAGGUGCCGCAGGUGCAACGCAUGGAGCUUGAGGACAACAUCUUGGAGCUGAAGGUCGCUGCUAGUGGGGUCUAUCGCCUGAACUUCCUUGUCUACGAGGUGGAUGCAUAUCCCGACAGCGGUGGGGUGAUGAUGAGCGAGGACGAAGCCGCCACCGAGCUGGUGGACGCGAUCAACGCGCGGCUGGAGGACGCAGCGCGGCUUUUGGUGAGUGAGGUGCUGCAGAUCACCCUCCAAGCGCUGGAGGUGAGCUGGCAGCCGGACGUGGACAUGCAGGACGGCGCCGAGGAGACCGUCGCCUUUGAGGGUGAGGACGAAGGAGGCGGCGUGGUGGCAGUGGAGCAAACCUUCGAGCGGUGCCUUCGCCCGGGGUGGAAGAAGCUCAAGUGGCAGGAGGUGGAAGAUCAGCGCCUGGCCUCCCGCGAGAAGCGGCGCAGAGGUGCGGACCUCACCAACGAGGAGCAGAAGGCGGCAGAGAAGCAGAUCUUCAACUCCAGCGAGGCCUUUGGCAUUUUGUCCAAUGAGCUCUACAGCCUGCAGACACAAGGGAACGGGGACAUCCAAGCGGACGCGGUGGAUUUCAGCGUCUAUCACUGGGCCGUGAAGCUGCGGGGCUUCUCCAAGCUGGCGCCGGGCCUCGCGGAGCUCCGCGCAGCCGAAGGCUAUGACUACGUGGAGCUGCGCGUGGUUUUCAAGGAGGACUUGCACCCCUUCUACCCUCCCAGCAUUACGCUGGUGCGACCCAGACUUUGUGGGAGCUACGACGUCCAGGCGGCGCUGGUGUGCCACCCCCGGCUGCAGCUGAAAGGCUGGAGCCCUUUUCUGCUCUCCAGUGACUUGUUGCUCUCGGUGCGCGCCUUCCUCGAUCGCAUCGCCCGAGUGGACCUUGGCAGCCCGAGGAACAACGUCCAAAACUUCCCGGAGGGUGCCUUCAGCCCUUUGGAGCGGCUUCUGGUGCAGCUGGGCCGCCUGCGGGAGGUGGCGCCGCAGAACCUGCGGCCCGCCGUUCCGGGGAACGCCUACGAGGAGGAUCCCUGGGCGAGCGGUCCUUUUGUUCCUGCGAGCGCGUCAGGGCAGACCCCUGCAGCCAUGUCGGCGAAUGAAGGUGGGUACAGAGGUUGGGCCAAAGGGGUUGGCUACGGCUCCAACCACGUGGGGGAGAGGGGACAGGGCUGGGACUUCGAGGCGCUGCAUGCGGCGCAGGCGGCGCAGGACCAGGAGCUGCAGCAGCUGGUGGGCCAAAUCCGCAGCCACCUCUGGCAGGAGCUCCAAGGCGGGCGGGAGGAGCUGGCAGCGCUGCUGGCGAAGAGCUGCCUCGUGCCCUUCCUGGCAGGCAACGACCGUCCCCCCCAAGUAUCGGCGCGGUUUUUUCGAGAGCUUGCCACUUCCUACACCGACAUGGGCGACAGGCCAGUCUACUUCGAAGAAGUGCUGGGCCUGGUCAAGGAGUUACUCGUUCUUUUGCCGGCGGAGGUCUUGGGGCCGCUGCUGAAGAACCUGGGCGCCUGCAAGGCUGCGGCGGAAGUCUUCCUGCGGUCGCUGCCCGAGAGCGAGAGCUUUGCGCAGGGCCGGCGCUUCGCGGAGCUGGUGGUGGAGGUGGGGACGGCGGCCAGGCAAAAGGACCCGCCGGUUGCGACAGGGGAGGCGUCCACGACAGAGUACUGCCGGCGGCUCGCGGGGCUGCGGCUGGACUCCGGGGACCUGGAAGAAGACCACAGCUUUCUCACCAUGGCCCGUGCCGAGAUCUGCGCGCCGCAGGCAAGGACUUUGCGCCUCGCCAAGGAGCUCGCGGGCCUGGGGGCGCUGCUGCCCUUGUCGGACUCCUCGGUGGUCUUGGUCCGCACCGGCGGGAGGCUGCAGCAGCUCUGGCGAGCCCUAAUCACGGGCCCGGAGGACACGCCCUACAGCGGCGGCUGCUUCGUCUUUGACAUCUACUUCCCCCCUGAGUAUCCCACAGUACCUCCACAAGUGAGGCUCCUGACCACAGGAGGUGGCACCGUGUGCUUCAACCCAAACCUCUACAGCAACGGCAAGGUCUGCCUCUCCCUCCUGGGGACUUGGCCAGGCGAGCGGGCCGAGAACUGGGACGCCAAGAGCUCCCGGGCGGUGCAGGUCUUGGUCUCCAUCCAGUCUUUGAUCCUGGUGCCGGAGCCCUACUUCAACGAGCCCGGCUUCGAGCGCGAGAUCGGGACCUCGCAAGGCCAGGAGCACAGCGCUCGCUACAACGCCGCGCUGAGGGAGAACUGCGUCAGGUGGGCCAUGAUCGAUGCCUUGAAGAGACCCAAGAAGGAGUUCGCGGAAGCCAUCAAGGCCCAUUUCAAGCUGCAGGCAGACAAGAUCCAGGCCACCAUCCGGCAGUGGAUCGCCGAGGCACCCGCCCAUGCCGCGACUCUGCAAGUCCUCCUCGCUGAGCUGCAGGCGGAACUCGGGAGGUUGUGAUCGGAUGCGGGCACGGGCAUCCAGCGUUUCACCCGCGAGCAGGUUUUCGGCCGGCCGGCAAGGAAGCGAGCGGGUUUCUUUGCGCGGUUUUCCU